AUGUCCAAGGAGCUUACGGCCAACAAACGUUUCGCGUGUUCAUUUUGCGACACCAGAUUUACAAGGAAGGAACAUCAAUUACGCCAUGAACAUUCUCACACCCAGCGAGACUAUUUCAGCUGUUCUCACUGCACCUGCUCGUUCCUCCGCAAGGACGUCCUGAGGCGGCACGAAAGAUCUGUCCAUGGGGCCGCAAAGAAAACGGACAAGCGGCCUGUCCCCAACCUUGAGACUGGCAAACAUCGACGAGCACGGCGCCGUCAAGCGCCAUCAUCAGCUGCAGACAUUGGGAGCCCUGGCUCGGGUCUGGAUGCGCCGAUCUCCAGCUGGAACAGUACGGUUGCUCCUAACCUCCAGACACACAUAGAAUGCCCUUCAUAUCAGACGUACUCCCAACACAACACAUCCCUUCCCAACUCCUGCAGCGGUACCAUCACUCAGUCGAGUGAUAUUUCCCCUCAAUGCGGGAGGGAGCACGUUGUAGCCCUGACCGGUGUCGAUGCUCGAUCCCUGGCAGCACAAAUGGAGAACUCCGUCGUCGGUGCUGCGGUCGACUUAAAUGGCGCAACCCAUGAUGAUUUCGUAAGUACGUCUGCUAAUAACAUUCUCGACCACGGUGCAACAUUGCCUUCUUUGUUUGUUGCUCCGAGUCUGAGCGACAGCGGCGACCAUGCCUUCGAUCCCACUUGGUUUCAACUUGGCUGGAUAGAUGAUGUUGUUCCAAAUCCCUCCGGCAACUCGGCCCGGAGUCCUACGAACACGCCGGUCGCACUCAGCGCUGUGACUGAUACUUCUGCAAAGCUUGUCGAGCUGAUUGAGAACUUUUCAGAGGGUCAAAUGCAUCUCCCGUGCAACCCCCUUCUUGCAGACUUGAUCAUUGCUAAGCUUCAGAGCGCCACCGCCACGUCGUUGCACGAUGAAAGCAGCAGGCUGCCGGCCAAACUCAAAUGCCAACGCUACUUCCGGUGCUAUUUUCAGGUAUUUCAGACUCACAUCCCUUUGAUUCACGCGCCAAUGUUCGACCCCGAUGACGCUUCUCUCGCGCUUCUUCUGGUCAUGCUUGCCAUUGGCGCACUUUAUUCGUUCGACCGCAAGGAAGCCAAAAUCUUGUAUGGUUUAGCCGAGACCAUCUAUCCCUCUGAGCAGCACAACAUCCCAUCCACACAACACCUCCAGGUCUUGCUGUUACUCAGUUGCUUCUCUUCGUGGUCAGAGAACGCAAACAUGAGAGCUUCUGGUAUCGAGUACCAACAACGGCUCGCAGAUGAAUUGAGCCUUCACCACGGCGACCUCCAAUCUUCUUCAUCGAUCGACUGGAGUGGCUGGAUCAGUCUUGAAGCAAGGAAACGUACGGUGAUAUUUGCGAUGCACCUGCUCGCUUUGACUGGGGCCUCUUCCCUCUCGACGGAGAUUGCCUUCCGAAAUGAUAUCGCAUUCGAGAUGCCAUACGAAGAAACCCUCUGGCAGAGCUCGAGUGGCGAGGAUUGGAUGUCACUAUACGCCUCAGCGCCUGUACCGCCGUCAUCACGAGAGGCGCUGCAGAACCUCUUCGACAGCUCAGGAUCAUCGGUCCAAACGUAUAGUGUGCUCGGGCAUCUCGCAUUGAUGGUCUCCCUGCACACUCUAUCAUGCCAUUACAGGGCCUUAUCAACAUAUCUUCCGCCGCUCGUCGCGACUCAAGUCCUCCAAUCAUUUCACGCAGCUAUGGAUCGGUGGUUGACGUCGUUGAAAGCAUUAUCCUUAUCGGCCGGGGGCUUGCUCCUGGUGAAUCCUUCACUGGCCAGUUCAGCCGUCAUCUUGUGGGAGGCCAACUGUAUCCAGCUGCAUGGAGACGCAUCCGCGCUCGCGAACAUCAAGGCCACUGCUCUGGCUGUCUUCAAGGAUCAGCCGACCAUCCCUGCCCUCUUCGAAAGGGUGGCCCGUUCUUCAGAUAUGGCGACCGCGGUGCGGCAUGCUUUAUGCUUUCUCCGCGGUCCUAUCGCGGUUGGCAUUCGGUUUAUGAAAACCACUGGUGGCGCCCAUACCAGCAUUUGCCACUUCUUGCUUGGGUUCCAGUGUAUAAUUUUCCUUGCCAGGUGGUUGUACACUAUUGAAUGCAUCGUGGAUGCAGGGGAACCUGUCACCGAGCAAGAGCAAAGCCUUUUGAAGACGGUAGACUGGUUGCUUGAGGACUCUGGCAUCCAAGGUAUCAGCCAUAUCCCUCGAAGCAAAGCUACCGCCGCUGUCUGGGCAGAGAUUCUCGGCUCACCGAACUUGGUUUGGGGUGUCGGGGAACCUGCGGGAGAUUACCUGGCGAGCAAUCUGACACCUUGGUGA
Messenger RNA from Exophiala aquamarina CBS 119918, 2316 nucleotides. RefSeq lists its product as uncharacterized. Lineage: Eukaryota; Fungi; Ascomycota; Eurotiomycetes; Chaetothyriales; Herpotrichiellaceae. Bases 1 to 2316 code for a protein of 771 amino acids. The transcript is spliced from 5 exons. Gene Ontology annotation, biological process: DNA-templated transcription; regulation of transcription by RNA polymerase II. Gene Ontology annotation, cellular component: chromatin. Gene Ontology annotation, molecular function: RNA polymerase II cis-regulatory region sequence-specific DNA binding; zinc ion binding; DNA-binding transcription factor activity, RNA polymerase II-specific. The record is from RefSeq and is a predicted model, not a curated record.